Boeremia exigua is the source of this 1097-nucleotide messenger RNA. RefSeq lists its product as uncharacterized. The coding region runs from base 262 to 1092 and encodes 276 amino acids. NCBI's taxonomy places the organism in Eukaryota, Fungi, Ascomycota, Dothideomycetes, Pleosporales, Didymellaceae. The record is from RefSeq and is a predicted model, not a curated record. The transcript has a single exon.
CUGGCUUCGCUGAUUCGUGAAUAGACCCGGCCCUUUGUGGGUCUCUGCCUGCUUUUCCUAUGCCUGUGAUGUGAACGACUCGGCUUCUCGCGGGUUCACGACCUUGACUUUUUCUUCACUUGCAGCAUCAUCAAGUAGGCCCAUUUUGUAUUCACUGUUCGUCUCAAACAACCAGGAACAACUUGGAGGCCUCCUGGAAUAGCUAUAUCACUCAUAAACAGACUGAGGUUGCCGCAAAACUACCACAGGAACGCAAUACACAUGCCCCCCAAGGCUAAAGUACCCGACUUUGGUUCGCACGACUACUGGGACCAACGCUUCACCGCAAACACGGUCCCUUUUGACUGGCUCACUGCCCCGGACGCUCUGGACUCCUUGAUCGCCGACGCACUGAGCACUUUGGGCGAAGAGCAACCCCAGAUCCUGCACAUCGGCUGUGGAUCGUCGCUCCUCUCGCAGCAUUUGAAGACCCAUGUGCAACAUGCUCGUCAGGUGCACAACGUGGACUACUCUAAGAUCGUUAUCGAUGCAGAACAAGAGCGCGAAUUGGAAGCGUUGGGGGGCGAUGUGAGUGCCUGCACAAGAUGGGAUGCCGUGGAUCUUCUGGACCAUGCAUCGCUUGUUGAGACCUGCGGCUGUGGUGUGUAUUCUGUUGUUGUCGAUAAGUCAACCUCGGAUGCUAUCUCGUGUGGUGAAGAUCAAAUUUGCCGGCUCCCGUACGCUGUCACUUUGAAACGACGUACAUCGACAAGCAACAUGGUGGACACGAAGCCAAGGGAGGUUUUGACUCACCCGUUGCAACUCUUGGCUGUGCAUCUAGCUCUUGCGACGAAGCCUGGUGCCAGAUGGAUAGCUCUCUCGUACUCUUCGGAAAGAUAUCCGUUUCUGGAAGGCGAAGCAGCGACGCACAAAGAAGAGGGCACGGCAGACACUGGCAUGCCAGACCCAAGGCUCUUGUGGACGAUGGUCAGUAAGCACCGGAUUGAAGCCAAAGAGCAGGAGGAUCAAGGCGCCGUGACGCAUAGACCGAAAGUAUACCACUGGGUGUACAUACUACAGAGGACCAACACACGGCUUGUUGUCAACGCCUGAAGCUC